Messenger RNA from Suncus etruscus (white-toothed pygmy shrew), 1704 nucleotides. RefSeq names its product E3 ubiquitin-protein ligase TRIM38-like. Bases 260 to 1651 code for a protein of 463 amino acids. The transcript has 7 exons. The record is from RefSeq and is a predicted model, not a curated record. Gene Ontology annotation, molecular function: zinc ion binding; protein binding. NCBI's taxonomy places the organism in Eukaryota, Metazoa, Chordata, Mammalia, Eulipotyphla, Soricidae.
ACAAAGCUGAAAAUCUACAGCAAACCCAGACCCAGGAUGUGAGCAUCUACUUAAGUGACCACAUCUUCCACAACCGAACUGGACGACACUCAUUUUCUUCAUUCCUAUCCACUUCUGCUCUCCAAGAGAAGCUAUCUUCUCUACAAGACCUAGAGAGACACCGGGAUUCAUGUGAGGUGUAAUUCCAUCAUUCUGGAAGAUUCUUGGUGCUUCUGUUCUGCCUCUAGAUCCAAUAUUGAAGCAUUUCUGAAAAAGAACCAUGGCCUCAAGCACAGCUACCAAGAAGAUGAAGGAGGAAGUCACCUGCUGUAUCUGCCUGGAAAUGAUGAUUGAGCCCAUGAGCAUUGACUGUGGGCACAGCUACUGUCACUUGUGCAUAGUGGGCAUCGUGGAGAACCAGUGCUAUAGGACAAUGCAGAGGGUAUUCCACUGUCCCCAGUGUCGGGCACCCUUUAAGAAGGAGAGCCUCCGGCCCAACAAGCAGCUGCAAAACCUCAUAGAGACCAUUAAGGAGGUGGGCCAUGAACAGUUGUGUGAGAAACAUGGAGAGCAGCUCCACCUUUUCUGUGAAGACGACGACCAGCUCAUCUGCUGGCGCUGUGAGCGGUCACCACAGCACAAAGGACAUGUCACAGCUCUUGUUGAAGAUGUCAGCCAGAGCUUCAAGGAAAAGCUCCAAGAUGCUGUGACAAUACUGAAGGACACAAAAGACCAAUAUAACAAUCUGAAGUGGUUCACCAGAAAGCAAAUAAGUGAUUGGGAGGAAAAGAUAGAGCAUCAAAAACAAAAAAUACAUGCUGACUUUAAAAAUCUCCAUAUGUUCCUGUAUGAAGAGGAGAAGUCUUAUAUAUGGAAGCUUGAAAAGGUAAAAGAUCAAACUCUGAAUAGCCUGCUGGACAGAGAAGCCACACUAAAAAUGCAGAUACAGGAAGUCAAGAACCACAUCCUGGAACUAGAGAAGAAAUGUCAAGGCUCAGCCCAGAAUCUGUUACAGAAUGUAAAAGACACCUUGAACAAAAGCUUGGCUAUCAAGAUGGUCAAACCAAAGGACAUUUCUUUGGAUCUGGAUACUGUGUGUAAUGUCUCUGAGCUUUACUUUGAUGUGACAAAGAUGUUAAGGCGCUAUCAAGUCAGUGUGAUUCUGGAUCCAGAUACAGCACAUUCUGAAUUGAUUCUCUCCAAGGAUCAGAGGCAAGUGACCCAUGGGAGUACUCAGAAGAAAGAAAUCACUCCACAGAGAUUCAGUAUCCUACCCUGUGUCCUGGGCUGUGAGGGCUUCACCUCAGGAAGACAUUAUUUUGAAGUGGAUGUGGGAGAAGGAACCCAGUGGGAUUUCGGAGUUUGUCUGGAAAAUGUGGAGAGAAAUGUUGACACAAUACAGGGACCACAGUCUGGAUUCUGGGCCAUCCGACUGUGUAAAGACAAGAGUUACGUCGCCCUGACCUCUUUCUUAACUCCCCUCCGUCUGAAGGAGUACCUUGAGGUUAUAGGGCUUUUUCUGGACUAUGACGCUGGAUUUGUGUCCUUUUACAAUGUGAAUACUGGCUCCCAUAUCUACACCUUCCCAAAGGCAUGUUUCUCUCAUGCUCUCCGGCCCUAUUUCCAGGUUUAUCAUUAUUCUCCUUUGUUCUUGCCUCCCCCAGAUGAGUAACAGAAGAGCAAAAUUUUCUUCUUGGUUAAUACCCAUAGAGAAUAUUAUGUAAA